Apis laboriosa (Himalayan honeybee) is the source of this 2195-nucleotide messenger RNA. RefSeq lists its product as uncharacterized. Gene Ontology annotation, molecular function: DNA-binding transcription factor activity; cis-regulatory region sequence-specific DNA binding. The coding region runs from base 240 to 1841 and encodes 533 amino acids. Gene Ontology annotation, biological process: regulation of DNA-templated transcription. Gene Ontology annotation, cellular component: nucleus. The record is from RefSeq and is a predicted model, not a curated record. NCBI's taxonomy places the organism in Eukaryota, Metazoa, Arthropoda, Insecta, Hymenoptera, Apidae. The transcript is spliced from 7 exons.
CCAUUCCGAUCAAAACUUGGAGAUGCGCACGCAUUACACCGCGUAACAGUUGAAAUACGAAAGAGAAGACAGUCGUGGUCCGAAGUUGAUCAUGUAGAUAUUCCAAAAACGUCCGAUCGCAAGACAUUAGGGCAUCGUGAUGAAAGUUGGAACUUAUUGUACGAUUAAUAGUUCCGUUUCGGCGAUCGUGGAAUAAUCGGUUUGAACUCGACGAAAUCGAAACACUGAGAGAAUUGAGCAUGAUCGGGCCAUCUGCUGGCAUCGGUGAUGUCCCAGAACACGAGUUAUCAGAUAAUCAAUCCCGUGGCGGAAAGAAGCGUAUUUUCGAGGAUUUGGAUAUCGAGAAUUUUUGCGAAGAGGUUCAAAACGGUCAUAAACGAUAUCAAUAUCAAGAAAUCGAGACUCCAAUGGAAAUGGUUGCCUCCAAUCAAGUGAUAAACGACACUGCAUCCUUAUUCUCACCGUUAUCGGCUCAAGAAGCUGUAGAUGAGUGUUCAGUCGGUCGAUUGGAAGUCCUUCUCGUGGAUGGCACUAAUUGUACCUGGACAACCGUCUCAGAAUUGGAAUCGCAGCAAAAUAUCGCUGAUAUUACGGCUUCACCAUCUACAUCUACUUCAUCGUCGGAAAAUAGACAAGAACAGGUGAUACAGGAGGUUCAAAUCGAAGAAACGAGUUAUCCCAUUGAUUGUGAUUAUUGGGAACCAGUUGUCACAGUCCAAUCAUCCAAUAUACAACAAAAUAAGCCCAUGAUGCCUUCUGGUAGUAAUCAGCAGCAACAGUUUGAUGAUCAAGAAACUGGAAAUCUUUCCUGGUUACUGGAUUUUAAGUUGGAUCCUUUUAUCGAAGCCGCAGACGAGAAGUCCACUGUAUCUUUAUCCAAAGAUAUUCACAAUGGAAACAAAGCAAGGAUGAAUGGACGUUCUUAUGGAUCUGCCUACAUUAACGAUGCUAAAAGAAGUUGCAACGAGAAUGGAUCGUUGCAUCAGGAAUCAAAUCAUAAUUAUUCUAGCCUCGACAAUAGAAAUUUCGCGUCUUCCCGGUGUAAUGGCCCAAAGAAACCGCCUUUCACAUAUACAGAACUGAUUGAACACGCUCUGCGAGAAAGGGGAGAGCUUACGGUAUCAGCUAUUUACCAGUGGAUCUCAGAACAUUUUCCGUACUACAAAAGUAAUGACGAUCGUUGGAAAAACUCUGUUCGACACAAUCUAUCCAUAAAUCCACACUUCAGGAAAGGAUCAAAAGCACCACAUGGAGCUGGACACUUAUGGGCUAUUGCAAACCGCUCUGGAGAUUCCAGACCCAGACAAACCAUUAAUAAUUCUAUCAUUAAUUCUUCUACGAAACAAAUAAGCAAGAACAAUAUAGAGAUUGAAAAUCUGAGGAAAAAUGUCAGUCAAAUGAAUCCAAUAGAUGAAGUAGAAGCAGCAACUGCUAGCAUUACACAACAGUCUAAUGAAGAAGAGACUGAGAACAUAGUAAAUUCUGUAACAUUAGAGCAUUGUGCUGAAGAAAUUCUUAGUGGUAUUAAAAAAGAAGUAGAAGUACAAUAUCUUGUUCCCAUGAUGGUGUCCAAUAACGAAUCAACCCAUCCUAAUCAACAAACGCAAGAGCUUCAUUAUCCUGUGAAAGAGAGUGAUUUUCUCAAUCCAGUAUCAAAAGAAGUAGUCGCAGAAGAAUGCGGACUAAUAAGUGAAGGAUAUCUAGUUACAGACUUAAAUCCUACUGCUUUAGGUCUAAACAUGAUUGAGCCAGAAAUUAUCACACCUGAAAAUCUUUUUGGAGAGGAAUUAAGUUUUCAGUUUUAUGAAUUAUCAUCUCCAUCACAAAUUCAAUCUGCCUGACAUAUAGAGAAAAAUAAACUGCGAUUUAUUGUUAUUGACGAACUGCAUGUGCAAAAUAUUCAGGAUUGCAAUCAAGUGGAAAACGAAGAAGACAUUUACAGUGUUAUUGAUAAAAAAGAAUUUCAAGAAGAAUUUCAAGAGUCAAUGGUCGAAAGCUGACUUUUCUAAUAAUGUUAUGACAAGAUUUAUAUAGAAACCAAAAUAAAAAGGUUAUUAAACUUUUUCAAGAUUCUCAAAACAUAUACGUGAAUAAAGCUGAAUGAAAAGCUACAUAUUAUUACUUCAUUGUGCCUGGAUAUGUUUUAAGGAGUCAUUUAAUACUACGCAUUAGUAUAGUUUUCUUUUAGCCCUUAC